This is a messenger RNA of Setaria italica (foxtail millet), 1041 nucleotides long. RefSeq lists its product as uncharacterized. Lineage: Eukaryota; Viridiplantae; Streptophyta; Magnoliopsida; Poales; Poaceae. The record is from RefSeq and is a predicted model, not a curated record. The transcript has a single exon. The coding region runs from base 1 to 1041 and encodes 346 amino acids.
AUGCGGGACUUCUCCUGCUUCAGCGACGGCGCCGUCGCGCUGGCCGCCGGGGCCGCGGGCGGCAGGGGAGCCGGCGCCGCGCUCGACCGCUCGCUCCAAGCGGCCACCGCCAGCGUCUACAGGGUCGCGCUGUCGUCGCGCAAGGAGCUCCGGAUCAGUGUCACCUGGACGCGGGGCAUCGCCGGGGCCGGGGCGGGGUCGGCGGCGGGGGCACCGGCUGCCGGCGUGACCGGGCUCGCCGUGGCCGUCGACGACGGAUCCAGGGCGCUGCCACUGGCUGCGGUCGGCACGCCGCGCCGGACGACCGCGCCGGCUCCGCCGGCGGGUGCGCAGCAUUUCCUGCAGAAGAAGCGCGGGACGCGGUCGUUCGCCACGGAGGCCGGCACCGCGGUGUGCAUCUACUGGGACACGGCGGAGGCCAAGUACCAGCAACCGGGCUCGCCGGAGCCCUCCCGCGACUACCACCUCGCCGUCGUCGCGGACGGCGAGCUCGCUCUCCUCCUCGGCGGCGGCGAGGGCGCGCGGGAGCUGGGGCGCCGGUUCGCCCCGGCCCCGCGCCGCGCGCUGCUCAGCCGGCGCGAGCAGGUCCGCGGCGGGACGGCGGCCUUCCCUCACUCCGCCGCCGCCGCGCGCGCGCAGCUGGUCCACACGACGCGGUGCCGGUUCCGCGACGACGGCGCGGAGCAUGAAGUCACGGUGGCGUGCCGCGGGGAGGAGUGGGGGGCAGGAGGGCCAUCCUCCAGGGACGGCGAGGUGGCGGUCAGCGUCGACGGCAAGAAGGUGGUGGAGGCGCGCCGGGUCAAGUGGAACUUCCGCGGCAACCGGACGGCGGUGCUGGGCGACGGCGCGGUGGUGGAGGUCAUGUGGGACGUGCACGACUGGUGGUUCGCCGGCGCGUCCCCCGGCGGCGGCGGGGCGCAGUUCAUGGUGAAGGCGCGUGGGGCGGCGGACGGCGGCCGGGUGUGGAUGGACGAGGAGAUGGCCAGCAAGGGGCAGCCACCCGCCGGGUUCUUCCUGCACCUGCAGUGCUACCGGCGGUGA